Molecule: messenger RNA, 534 nt
Organism: Coregonus clupeaformis (lake whitefish)
Lineage: Eukaryota; Metazoa; Chordata; Actinopteri; Salmoniformes; Salmonidae
Product: GTPase IMAP family member 2-like
Exons: 4
Coding region: 1-534 (177 amino acids)
Molecular function (GO): GTP binding
Source: RefSeq, a predicted model, not a curated record
AUGGCGGACGCUGCAUCAUUCAGAGACAAAGUCUCGAAUCCAGGGGCCCAGAGAAGCAGAAGAAUGGAGUUAUUGCCCCCUAUGAUGUCUGAAAGUGCUACAGAGCUAAGGAUUGUGCUGCUCGGCAAGAAUGGCUCUGAGAAGAGUGCUGUUGGAAACUUCAUCCUGGAAAUAGGGGCAUUUGACCCAAACUAUGUACAAAACCACUGUGAGAGAGCCAGGGGUCAAGUAGACGGAAGAGGCAUAGCUGUGAUCAACACUCCAGACCUGUUAGACCCUCACAUCUCACAUGACAAACUCUCAGAGGAACUGCGUUGGUGUGUCACUCUGUCUGACCCAGGACCUCAUGUGUUCCUGUUGGUCCUGCAGCCUGAGGAGUUCACACAACAAGAGGGAGACAGAAUCAGGCAAAUUCUAGACACCCUCAGUGACCGGUCCUUUGAAUACUCAAUGGUACUGACAACUCAUGAAGACAGGAGGGGACACAUGCAUGAGGAUCUCCCUCUGAAUCAGAUGAUGUUGACAAGAUUGUAA